This is a messenger RNA of Drosophila serrata, 2285 nucleotides long. RefSeq names its product Reduction in Cnn dots 6 (gene Rcd6). The record is from RefSeq and is a predicted model, not a curated record. Lineage: Eukaryota; Metazoa; Arthropoda; Insecta; Diptera; Drosophilidae.
UUAAUAAUAUGGAACAAGCCGUUAGCCCAGUGUUAGAUACGCUGUGUGGAUGUGCUUCUCUGCUUGCUCCGUUCGUAGUAUGUGUAGCAUCCAAAACAAGUUCGUUGCCUAAGUCUUUUGUUUGGGUAUCGAACUGGACUCAUCGGCGAAGCUUGGCACUCAUUCGGAUUCUCAUUUCAGCAUCAGCCUAGCAUGACACGGCUCAAUUAGGCCGCUUAACGCUUUCAUUCAACCCACAAGAGCGCGGUCUGGACUCGAAACCCAUUCAAACAUAAACCAAGAACUAGAACUCCACAUCUCAUCGCAUCGCAUCGCCUCACACGCACCACUGACCUCCUCCGGAAAGGGGAACCAAGGCCACCGGCCACACCAUCCUCCCGCUAGCCAGCAUAAUUUCUCUCUGAAAACCGCACUCACACCUGUCUGAACACACAUAUCUUCCUUCCACCGUCUUGGACAAACAUCGCAACCGCAAUCGCAACGGCAAUCGGAACCGCAACCGCAACCGAAACCGAAACACGAAUAAUGAAUUAUCAAAAGACCAGUGAAAAGCAGUCGCCGUCCUCAUUGAAGAAGCGGCCGCCGGGCAACGGCAAUAGCAUACAAAACUUUUGGAACGAACGCAUUAUGGAGCGCUUCAUAAAGGCAAAUCUAUUCAUUAUCUGCUGUGUGGUGGCAGUUCUUCUGCUGAUCGUGUAUCUGGGGGCCUUCUCAUGCGAAGUUUCUUGGAUACUGGAGGCCCAUGGGGAACUGCCCUUUGCCGCAUACACCUUGUGCUCGCUUUACUUCGUGAUGUUCGUAGCGACCACGAUCCUCAUCCACGGCCUGGUCAGCGGGCUGUGCUGGCCCCUGUUUGCCUGGUCGGGCAUCAUCGGGCUGCUGUCCAUCCCGGAGCUGGUCUUUGUAAUGCUCAUGACCACGCAGCACUGGGGCUUACAGUCGGUGCAUGGCUUGACGGAGCUGACUUCUUACCUGAUUCGCCUGAUCAUCAACUGCUUUGCAUUGAUUUGCGUAAUUCCCACGGGCAUUCGGUGGCGACGUGAGACCCAGGUUCUCAGCCAGUUGCAGGGACUGGCCACCCGGCUAUCCCUACAAACGCCCGCUCCCAGUGUCCCAAUGACCAAGGCAGACUCCCGGCGCUCCAGUCAGCGUAUGAGUGGAUUCGAGAAUGCCGGCUACCAGCUGUGCGACGAGACUGGGGGCAACAAGUUGCCCCUCGGUCCAGGUUUGGGACUAAAUAACCAGUGUGGCGGUAGUCAAGCGUUCGGCUCCCAGAACGAGUUCAAUGCCAGCAUGUUUGCGCCAGCUUUGGCGCAGCAGUUUAAUAACGCUACGAUGAUGCAACGGGGUGGGUCUGGAGCAGCACCGGGUGGUCACCGAGCCCAGUCUCUGAUGGAUCUGCGCUGCACACUGCCGGGAAUGUACAAUCCCCGACAUGUCCUGGAUACAGAGGACAAGAAUGCCAAGUACUUUAACAUAACCAUUGAUGAUCUGAAGAACAAUCUGCAGGACUCCCACCGACCCUCGCCGCCUUCCCUAAUCGGUUCGACUAGCAACGAUCCCAUAUACUGCUCCAUCGAGCCCAAGCAGUUGACACCACCACCCGCUCAGCAGAGGAACCACCAUCGCCCUCGGGGCAGCCACAAGCAACCCCCGCCGGGCAAGCUCUCCCGGAACUGUGUGUCCCUGGAGAAUCUGGACGGGAUCAGCAAGGUGCAGAAUGACCUGAACGCCUAUGGAAAUAAUCUGCUCCAGAAUUACACGCAGCAGCAGCAGUACUACCUGGCUAUGCUGCUCCAUCAGCAGCAGCAGCAACACAUGCUACACCAACAGGCUGGUGGCAUCUACCGGAGGCCAUCCAAUUGCAGUUCCACGGGAGGAUUCGCCGGUACUGUGCUAGCACAACCGCUCCAGCGACGUGGCUCUGCCCACAGCCAACAGCUGCAGUAUUACGGAGGCUUUGGCUACGCCAACUAUGCCAAUCCGUACAUCACGGCCAACAGCAAACUGUCACUGGGCAAUGAGUCCGACGACUACCGAAAGUAUCGCGACGUUGCACUCUGAGCCACUCCCGGGGCCCGGAUCCGAAGUAGAAUAUCAGUCAGCGCUUAGGUUAACACACUACAUGUAAGAGAUGCUCGAUUUAGAAUGAGAUUCCUCGGAAUAACGACCAAAGAGCCACAAACUAACUCAGUUUCAGUUCGUAGACUAACGUUUAACUGGGAGAAUUCACAUACCGCUUUGGGGAAAUACUAAUCUCGUGAUCGGGUCUCAAAAUUAAUGGU